AGGCUGAUUUGGCUAAUUUGAUGGUUGUGACUGAAUGUUUCUUACUUCGCAAGUACCUAGCAUCCCAAGAAUAGGCGUUAGUGCAAUUAGCUACGGGCCAUCACACUGUCGAUUCUGACUCAUAUAGUUAGAUUUAGAGUACCUAUAAUAUAGAUACCAGUAAGUAAUUUGUUUGAUCGAAUUAUCCUCGCAAGAAGUGUUUGAACAAAACACUUGAGUGUCCAUCUCUAUCUUCGCACACGCUCGUUUGGUGUCAUCCUCGUUUCUUUCUGCCUCCUCACGCACGCAUCAAAAGUACGGCGCUUGGACUCACGCACAAGACAAUCAGCUGCAGAGACAACCCGUGUUGCGGUUUAACGGGCAGCACCAUCACUCCACCAGCAUCACUCCGUUUCACCCUGGUUCUAUUUUCGUGAAGACCCGAAUCAAAAUUCGAUAAAAUGGCAGAAGCAAAUAAGGUUUUCGUCGGUGGUUUGCCACUCGAGGCAACAGUUGAAAUCCUCAGGGAAUACGCAGCACCAUUUGGCGAAGUGAAGGAUGCAGUAAUCUACCUUUAGCUACCUUGUUGUAAUCAUGAGCAACAUUCUUUUUACUGUAUCGGCGGCUAUCGCUCUCACUACUACUCAUUUUAAAUGAAAUCAUUUGAUCAUACAUUUUCCAUUCUACAUUACACGAUGAAAUCUACUUCAAGAUGCCUUGGCACCUCCGUCAACAGGCACAAUCCCCAAACAUGAAAGGUUGUAAUGCAAGACAAGCUCACAAAGAGAUCUCGAGGAUUUGGCUUCAUCACUUUCAUUGAGACUGAAAGCGCCCAAAAGUGCCUAGCGACGCCAGGUCACUCAAUUAUGGGCAAGCCAGUGGAUAUCAAGCCAACAGAAAGUCCUGAAGACCCAGAUCCAGAAUGGAAACUAUUUUGCGGAGGACUGGAAGACAGCGUACUAAUUAUAUGAUUUCUUGAUGUAGUGAACAAGAGGUACAAGUACAUGCAUCUCAUAGACGUACAUGCAUUUCAACAUAGACCACAUAUUAGACAGAGUCUACAUCUAAUUUCUUGUUCGACAACCAUGCAACUACCCAUAUAAUGAAAGCCAAAUCACUUUUACCUUCAUUCUCCUCAUUCUCAUCCUCCUUUCCCCUUUUACCUUCAUUCUCCUCAUUCUCAUCCUCCUUAUCCCUUUUACCUUCAUUCUCCUCAUUCUCAUCCUCCCCAUCCACCUUCCCUUCUUAAACACCAAAAAAAGGUCCGCGAUGAGGGCUUGCGAAAUAAGUUUAUGGAAUUCGGUGAGCCAGCAAGCGCAGUAGUUAUGAUGAGGGAUGGCGCGAGUAGAAGAUUUGGAUUCGUAACAUUCAAGAGCGAAGAAGAGUUUCGCGCAGCUAUCAUGUGCCCAAGCGUACUAUAAUUUAACUUUAUUUUUGGGAAAAUCACCCUAUUAUAGUAGAAUAGUUUAUAGAACGGAUGUAGGAUGGACUUGGAUGGAUCGGAUGGACCCUCCCCCUGAUUCUUCCGAUCCUACUUGAAAUGGUGGGAAGUCCAUCCGUUCCAUCCGAUCCAUCCCAUCCCGGAUCUGGGACCCCUAUGAAUUAUUCUAUUAUAGAACCGUUAUCAGAUUUGAACAAUAGAACUAGGACGCUCCUCCACCAAAAGACUUGGCUACUAGAGUGUUCGAAUCGUUAAUCACUGCAUGGGUUCUCAUCUUCAGUACUACUGACGUUUCGCUUCAUAAACCUCAAGAAAUGUGAUACGUGAACAGGCCAACGCCUAAACCACUAAGCCAACUGCGCAGUUGGCUUAGUGGUUUAGGCGUUGGCCUGUUCACUUAUCAAAAUGCCUUAUAAUGAUCUUUUAACUUAUAAAUACAUAGCUACUAAUCUAUCACUCAUCCAGUGCAUAGCUCUUAACUCGGCAUAGCCCUCUCCCCCAUGCACACAGGUAGCCCCUAUACCUCAUGAAUAGGUAAAUACAUCAAAUCAAAUCACUAGGUCGAGAUCAACGGCAAAGUCGUUGACGUGAAGGUGGCACAGUUGCCCAAGGGCCACUAUUUUCCAACAGAAGGCAAGCUCUACAUCGGAGAAUUGGGGGAGACGAUAAAUCAAGCGAUGCUGCAUGAGCAUUUUGCGCAGUUCGGCGAAAUACUUCAUACCACAGUAAUGAUGGAUGCGGCAACUCAGAAGAGCAGUACAAGAACUAUUCAUCUGUUUCUUAGUCGUGCAAAAAGAAAAAGUAGAGUAGUAGUUCUUCUUCUAUUAUACCCCUAGAGUGGGUAUUUACAUUCAUUCAUUAAUUCCUUCAUUCUAGAAGUAGGUUACUUGCAUCUUCCGCUAGAUCCAAACUUUUUUGAUUCGUAUUUGAGCAAAGUUUUCAAGCAGCCACCUGUUCUUGUAGUGCUCUUCUAUGUAUAUGGCUAGUCUUCACCAUAUAGAUAGUCGAUUCUCACUCCAAAAACACCACAGAGGGCUUCGGUUUUGUGCAGAUGAAAGAUCCAAAGUUGGCAUAUGACCUCCUGAAGAAAGAGCAUAAUAUAAAUGAAAUUGCAGUCGUAGUAAAAUGCUCAGCCAAUAACGCACCGGCAGGCAGUAAGGGAAAAGGGUAUAUUUCCUAGACCUAGUGAUAUGAAGAUUGAUUUGACGAUGUUUUUUUCUGCUAGUACAGUCGCUGAGCUUGGUAGAAGCAGUUUUUCUUUUUACUUGAACUACUGGGAUAUAAAAAUAGUGAACAGCAAGCAAACUCCGUCAAUUCCCGUGGCUUGCAGACUCUGGCUCGUCUGCAAGCCACGGGAACCCCAGGAAGGUCAGCAAGUUUAGCCUUAACGAGACUGUCUGGCGAACCCCUUCCAUAAUAAUAAUAAUAAUGUUUUUCUUAUAGCGAAUAAAUAUAGAAAAUUACUUUAUUCAACACACUUACUCCAGUGACGAAAAGGGAAAGAAGGGCUUUGCUUUCGGCGGAAAAGGUGGAUUUUACGGAUACCAGGCACCAGGCCAGGGAGGCAAAGGUUAAGGCCAAUAUUGGAUAAAAAUUUUCUCCAUUUGAAAAUGAUUUUUCCAUAACUGUUAUUCUUUUUACUCAUAAUUUCUUGAAGAAGAACCGAGGUUUCUCGUGUACUCUUUCCUCUACAGAAGUCAGAAGUCUCAUGUUCUACAAUAUUGUUUUGUUAUAAUACAAUCUCCCACUAAGAAUUAGGAGGUUUCCAGGAUGUAACGAAUAAAAUUUUCGUUGGCGGACUUCCUCAGUCAGCCAACAAUGACAGUCUCCGACAGUUCUUUGGACAGUAUGGCGCAAUCAAGGAUGCCAUUGCCAUGUAUGAUAGGGAAACUGGUACUCUUCACUGCCUAAUUUUAUGUAGAGAUCCUGAUCAGAUGAUACUAACCUUCUUGAACGAAACCGAAAGAAAUGGAAUCCAUGACCCGUCAUCAGCUAUUCAAUCUCAACUAUUCGAAAACUGAAAAUAACCGAGUUACUGACUGAAAUAAGGGAGAUAGCCUCACGCCAAGGCUACUCUUCCCUCUCAUUAGUAUCUCGGUCAUUCUGAUCAGUUACUAUUAUCCUUGACAAAAAAUCUAGGUAAACCGCGUGGUUUCGGUUAUGUGACCUUCAUGUCAGAGCAAGACAUGUACACGUGCAUCGGAGAUAAGCAGAAUCACUACAUCGACCAAAAGUACAUCGAUGUGAAGAAGGCUGAUAACAGAUCCCCAGGAGGCGGUGGUGCUGGAUAUGGAUUUGCUGCGCCACAGGCAGCUUAUGGUACUCCUACUUUAUUAAGUAUCUUCUAAGUACUCGAAAACUGAAAAUGACCGAGUUAUACCGACUGAAAUAAGAGAGUCUCGACUGCAUUCCUCUUCUUUCAGUUGUAUCUCCCUUUUUAUUUAAGUACUAGCUACUCGCUUCAUUAUUACAGGCAGCUUAUGGUGCUUCUACUUUAUUUUUAAGUAUCUUUCUUCUAAGUAACUCAAACUAGGAAGAUGAGGAACUUAGCCCUUUGUUGAUGUUUCAAUCUUAAAUUGGUGAUAGUUCCAUCGAUCUCGAUUAUAUGCUUAUUCAUCAUGUUGAUGUAGUACAUAAUCUUCUUCUUUAUCAUCAGUAACAUUAUCCCCAUUUACUCAAGUCCUUGGUCGUUCCACUUACAGUUACACUUAGGUAAAUGUACAUGCUGGAGUCCUUAAGUAAAUUAUGCUGGGUUCCACCUGAGUAAAUGCUGGAACACACUUACAGUCCUUAACGAUCUUCCUCACCCUCCUUUGUUCCACUCCUCCUUCUCCAUUCCUGUACCUAACCUUUCCCCAGGUUACGGCCAAGCGCCAGCCUACGGAUUUGGCGGUGAGUAUGCUGCCUAUGCAGUAGAUCCUAACUACGCCUACGCAGCUGCUGCCUAUCCACAGCAGCCAUUCGGUGCUUAUGCAGCUUACCCGGCACAGCAAUACUACGCCGUCCCAGCAGCGGGACAGGGUAUUAUCCAUUAGAUAUUAGAAAUAGAUUUGAAUAUGGUUAACGUGGUGGUCGGUUCUAUUGUGGAUUUUUUUUGUUUAUGGUAGUGCUCGAGAUGCAUGAUUUUUUGUCAGUUAUUUUCUGAUGCAGGAGAUGAUAUUGCUAAUUGCUACCAACUGCAGCUACAACUACCAAGGUAAAAUGAUAAACACAGAUUCAGAUUGCCACUCCCCUCUUACUUCAUAACAGAACAACAAAUGGUAAUGACCAUGACCCCAGAUCAAAUGGCUAUGACCAUGACCCCAGAUCAAAUGGCUAUGUACGGCCAACAAGCUGCUUAUGCCGCUGCAGCUGCUAGACCGGCACCGUAUUAGAUUCGAGGAGACGACUCAGUGACUUCAGACUCGAUCCUGACCAUGUGACUUCCGACUUUAGAAACACUGCUGUAAGACGCUACGACGCAGAAGUUGUCCCUUUAGAGAACGACGCUUCUGAUCCUGUGACUUGAGCCCCUUCGAGAACAAGAGGCUCUUCUCAUUGGAUGGUCCACUGUACGAUCUGCUCUUCCGUAGUGGCUCAAGAAUGGAGGGAUGAUAAUGUUCUUGCAGCGGUUGCAGGGGAGCGAAGAGCAGAUUGGGAUUGGGAAUCGGGAUUGCAGGUCAAGUCACUAUAAUCACGACGUAGUCUCUGCUGUACUGUCAUGUUUACUAUUUUUCAAUCUUCAUCAGAAAUAAAUGUAUAAAUUUGUACUAGCUCCUUUCGAGGAUCCUUAUCUACUCAACACUUGAAAUUAAUUCAUCGAUUCAUCUGAGACUAAUUCUUAAUGUUAAACUCCGCGCUGAAAGUGAAAUUAUAAUGAAUACUUGUCCAUCGUUUUAAGUCGUGAAGAACUUGGAAAACAACUGAUUGCUCCUAAUUUGUGAUGUCGUGUCAAGAACUACAGCUGAGUACUUUAUAGUGAAAAGACUAAGUAAAUUAUCUUCGAACUUGUUCUCGAAUAACCUGACUCGUAGUGUUGAUUCCAUUCGUCUAAAACUUUUUUGCUGCCUAGAUCAAUCUAGAUUUUUAAUGUAGUAUUGAGCGCACGAAAAAUAAUAGUUGGUUGCGCUUUUUAUGACUGAUGCCAGAAGGCCAAUUGAAAAAAACGAUGAAAAAAAGAUGAUGUGGAAGCAGCUCCUCUCGUCCUCGCAAGGCAUUCAUUUCCUCCCUUGUAUUGCUUCGUGCUCAUAUAAUGAAGAUCGCCAGUAAAUGAAAAUGUUGAGGAGCAUGAUGGCUACACAAGGAAGAAAUUGAUGGAUCAUAGAAGAAGUGACUCAUCAGUUAUAGGUAUUAUGCUC
Molecule: messenger RNA, 5757 nt
Organism: Amoebophrya sp. A25
Lineage: Eukaryota; Dinophyceae; Syndiniales; Amoebophryaceae
Source: the annotation of a GenBank genome assembly